Molecule: messenger RNA, 792 nt
Organism: Arabidopsis thaliana (thale cress)
Lineage: Eukaryota; Viridiplantae; Streptophyta; Magnoliopsida; Brassicales; Brassicaceae
Product: Polynucleotidyl transferase, ribonuclease H-like superfamily protein
Exons: 7
Coding region: 1-792 (263 amino acids)
Molecular function (GO): nucleic acid binding; 3'-5' exonuclease activity
Source: RefSeq, marked reviewed
AUGGAUACAACUGAAGAGCUUAAAAUCAGUCAUUAUAAGCUAUACAAAUGUUUUGAUUUUUUAGUUGUUGCCAACAAUAAAAUUGAGGUUGCCCAAGCAUUUGUGAAAUACAGACGGCCUGAGUACUUUCUGCCAUUAGUUGGAGUAGAGUUUGUCUCCCUGACAUUAGUCGGAAAGCAUUUCAAACUCGGGAAAUAUAGUGUGGUGGUCCUUCGAGGAGAAGUCCAUUCUGAAACACUUCGGUGCCUUUUACCAAAACUGACCGAUCAACCGAUAGGAAGCUCGUUUCUUCUUCUUCGACCGUUCCGCGAUGUUGGUAACUACUGUUUGUUGCUUCACAUUCUUCCUUCGUCCAAGAAGUUUACUUUAGCUAUGCAAUUUCUGUGUGAGUUGAUUGAUUCGACAUCUAAGGAAGAAGAAGAUGUGUUCAGAGUUUUGGUUUAUGCUAGUGAUGAAUUACUUGAUGUCAAGACAUACCGAGCUCUUAUAGGCUGCUCUUGGGAGUUGUUUAGGUGUUCUCCUGGGGAAGGUUGCAACUGUCCAGAUAUGUGUAGACUCCAACAUCUUAUUGAGGAUUCAACACUUGUAAAGGUAGGUAUUGGAAUUGAUGGUGACUCUGUGAAGCUUUUCCAUGACUAUGGACUCUUGAAGCCAAACAGAAUCAGGCUUGGGAACUGGGAGGUUCAUCCUCUAUCAAAGCAGCAGUUACAAUACGCAGCAACGGAUGCUUAUGCUUCAUGGCAUCUUCACCAGGUUCUUAAGGACCUUCCUGAUGCUGUCAGUGGCUCAUAA